This is a messenger RNA of Carassius carassius (crucian carp), 1576 nucleotides long. RefSeq names its product hspb associated protein 1 (gene hspbap1). NCBI's taxonomy places the organism in Eukaryota, Metazoa, Chordata, Actinopteri, Cypriniformes, Cyprinidae. The record is from RefSeq and is a predicted model, not a curated record. Bases 152 to 1513 code for a protein of 453 amino acids. The transcript has 8 exons. Gene Ontology annotation, molecular function: 2-oxoglutarate-dependent dioxygenase activity.
ACGUCACAUAUGAAACUGAAAGUCCUUGUUCUCCAUGUUGGAUCAACUUAGUCAUUAACUUAAACGAGGCUUCAGCACUUUUGUUGAGCCAACAUGGCCGUUGUUUCGUUUCCCGUGUGUUGAGAGAGAAAAAUCAGCGGCAAGUCUCACAAUGGCUUCAAAACCCUUUACCCCAGGAGAGACGAGGAGGAUUGUCCAGUUUCUACAGAAACCUGCUGUGUUCCUGAACAUGACCACAGAUUGGCCAGCAUUGCAUUGGACUGUGAAGCACCUGUCAACUUGCCUUACAGAGAGGCUUCGAUUCCGUAUUGGGAAAAGGACUGAGGAUGUGGCUCCUCUUUUCGAAACAGAGUGUUUCUACAUUGAAGCAACCAUUAAAGAGUUUCUGUCCUGGACUGCCAAUGAAGAUGAAUCUCUUGUUGGGCCAUUUUCUGACUAUCACUGCAAAGAAUUCUGGGCUUAUGCUGAUUACAAGUACAUUGCCCAGCUUUUUCAGGAUAAACCUGCCAUGUUUCAGGAUGUGGUGUGGUCCGACUUUGGCUUUUCUGGUCGAGAUGGACGAGAUAGCACACUUUGGAUUGGGACGCAGGGUGCAAACACUCCUUGUCACCUUGACUCUUAUGGAUGCAAUCUUGUCUUCCAGAUCCAAGGCAGAAAACGUUGGCAUCUCUUUCCUCCCGAUGACACACACUGUCUCUACCCAACACGUAUACCAUACGAGGAGUCCAGCGUGUUCAGCCAGGUCAGUGUCGUCCAGCCAGACCUGAAGAAGUUCCCAGCGUUCAGAAGAGCUCGAGUCCACACCGUCACUCUGCAGCCUGGUCAGGUUCUGUUUGUCCCCAGACAUUGGUGGCACUAUGUGGAGUCAGUGGAUCCAGUGACUGUCAGUGUGAACUCCUGGAUUGAGAUGGACAUGGAUGAUGAAGCCAGAGUAGGAGAAGCUCUCACUAAGACUAUUGUGUGUGCCCUAAAAGGUGCCCCCAGUUUAGACAACAAUGACCGCUGGCUCAAUCCUACUGAGGAUGGAGUUUCUCCACAUGACGAAAACAUGCAGUAUUUGAACCUAGCAGUAAAGGCUUGUAUGGAAAAGAGGAGAGAUGAUACUGAAGGCACGGCCUCACUUGCAGAGCUGGGAAAACGCGACUCCAGCGGACUGUUAAAGUCUACAACGUCUCUCUCUUUCGUGGUUCCCUUUGGACCUCAUCUCAUUCCUGUUAAUUUGGCUCACAAACCCACAUACACCUGCCCAAAGGACACAUCUUGUUACUGGUACAAUGAGCUGUCACGGUGCCAAAGUACAUCCCAAGAUGAAGAUGAACCAAGAAGUGACAAUGAACUUCAUCGAAGAUCCGGUCUGCAUGCACAUCAGGAAGCGGGAAGUCCAGAAACCUCAGGAGGAGGUGCUGGUUUGCACAUAUCAACCAAUGACAUGCUCCAGUUCCUGGUACACCCUGAUGUGAUCAGUCUAGUUACAAGGCUAAUCAUGUGUCGACAAAGAGAACAUCACUCUUAAUUUGUACUAGAUGAACAGUUUUUGUAGAAAUAAAAGAUCUCAUGCUAUCUCUUAAAUCCAUCA